CUGCCUCCUGCCAAAAUAAAUCCGUCCGCUCUCCAGCUUGGUGGCACAAUCCCAUCGAAAGCUAGGGUUUCAAGCCUCUUCCGACUUCUCCUUCCCUUCCCUUCCCCACCACAACGCGGCCGCCAUAGACGCGGUACCGCGCGAACUCCCAUAGAUCUGAGCGAGCCACCCUGCGAAUCAUCCCCUGACGCACCAAAUCUGGUCAGAAACGGUGAAGAGUUCGGACACGAUCUUAAGCGUCGUUGAUUUAAGACCACACACAAACACAUCUGUUUGCCCUUCCCCCCUAUUUUUUUCCUGUUUCGGACGAUUCAUAAGAACAGACCUGCAAGGUUUGCAGAUCUACCUGUUCAAGAACCAGGGACCUUGUUUUGGACGCCCAGAACGAACCCUUGACCCUGCGGAUCUGCUCGAUCCGUUUUGGAUCUGCUUGCUUUUUUCUGGAUCUAGAGAGAAUGUUCAAGUCGAUGGUUUAUUUCGUGAACAUCUCAAUCGGGGAGGUUGAGGUGUGGCCCAAGGGCCAGGCGAGCGCAGGCCUGGCCGUGGCGGCGUGGGCGCGAGAUAUCCGCGUUGACCGCCUUUCCCCGCCCAGCGAGCGGUGCCCUCCGCUGGCCGUCAUGCACACCGUGGCCGUCGCCGCCCGAUGCCUCGUCAUGGAGUCCAGGCCGCCCGUCGCCGCCGACGUGGCGUCGCUGCCUCUCGUCGACAUGCACGCCGCUUGCCUCAGGGACAACAAGACCGCGGUUGUUGCACUUGGAGAUGAAGAAUUGCAUUUAGUUGCGAUGACAUCCAGAAGAAACUUGACAAAUCAUGCAUGUUUCUGGGGCUACAAGUUGCCAUUUGGUUUGUAUAAUUCUUGCUUGACCAUGUUAAAUCUACGGUGCCUGGGAAUCGUGUUUGACCUUGAUGAGACAUUGGUUGUCGCCAAUACAUCACGGUCUUUCGAGGACAGAAUUGAUGCACUUCAAAGAAAGCUGAGCAAUGAGACUGAUCCACAGCGUAGAAAUGGUAUGCUAUCAGAGAUCAAGAGGUACCAAGAUGAUAAAUCCAUCUUAAAGCAAUAUAUAGAAGGUGAUCAGGUCUAUGAUGACGGUAAAGUGUAUAAAGCACAACCUGAGAUUGUUCCACCAUUGUCUGAUAACCAGCAAACAAUGACACGCCCAGUUAUAAGAUUACAAGAAAAAGACAUUAUCCUGACAAGAAUAAAUCCUCUGAUUAGGGAUACCAGUGUGCUUGUACGUUUAAGGCCAGCCUGGGAGGAUCUUCGCAGCUACUUAAUUGCCAGAGGUCGCAAACGUUUUGAGGUCUAUGUGUGUACGAUGGCUGAAAGAGACUAUGCUUUAGAAAUGUGGAGAUUGCUUGAUCCAGAUUCAAGAUUAAUUAAUUCUGUUCGACUUCAUGAUAGGAUGGUGUGCGUAAAAUCUGGUUUAAAGAAGUCCUUGCUAAAUGUCUUCCAUGAUGGUUCUUGUCAUCCUGGUAUGGCAUUAGUAAUUGAUGAUCGUCUGAAAGUUUGGGAUGAGAAGGAUCAAUUACGAGUCCAUGUGGUUCCUGCAUUUACUCCAUAUUAUGCUCCACAGGCAGAGGCAAAUUGUUCUAUCCCGGUUCUUUGUGUAGCCAGAAACGUUGCAUGCAAUGUUAGGGGUGGUUUCUUCAAAGACUUCGAUGAAGGACUCUUACCAAGGAUUAGUAAUGUUCAUUAUGAAGAUGAAGUAAAUGAUAUCUCAUCUGCGCCAGAUGUUGGCAAUUAUUUGAUAACAGAGGAUGAGAAUGUCGCAUUAGUGAAUGGAAAUAGAGAUUCAUUGCCUUUUGAUGGUAUGUCAGAUGCAGAGAUUGAACGGAGAAUGAAGGAAGCCAAUGCUCAAGCAUUCCAUCAAACAGCGACUAACUUUGUCAUGCCAGUAGCCCCUGCUCAGAAUUUUGUUUCGUCUUCAGUUGCACCAUUAGCGCCACCUCUUAGCAUGAUGCCGCCUCCAUUCAGCCAGCCAGUUGUUCAGCCAGGUUUUUCAGAUCCACUGCAAGGUUCUCCAGCUAGAGAAGAGGGUGAAGUUCCUGAGUCUGAGUUGGAUCCAGACACAAGGAGAAGGCUUCUCAUAUUGCAGCAUGGUCAAGACACAAGAGAUCCUACACCUCCACACCCAGCGAUACCACCAGUGCAAGUUCCAGUUCCUCCAGUGCAACCUCAUGGGAAUUGGUUUCCCACAGAGGAUGGGAUAAACCCAAGUAACCUGAGUAGAGGUUCAGCAGGUUUCACCGUUGAAUCCGAUUCUAUGCCCUAUGAGAAAAAACAACCACCUCAUCCUUCAUUCUUUCAUGGUGGGGAUAGUCCUAUGUCGUCUGAUAGAUUUGGCUAUCAGAACCAGAGGUUUCCCUCUCAGCUACCGCACACCGAGGAUCACCACAUGCUUCAGAACCAUGCACCUCCAAAAUACAGAUCCUUUUCUGGUGAGGAGCUAGCAACUCGGCAUGUUCCCUCAAGCCAAAGAAACCAUAUAGAAUCAGGAAGACACUUUUCACAAUAUGCUGGGACCUCUGCUGGCGUAUUAGAGGGCAUUGCUGUGAAAUGCGGAUCUAAGGUGGAGUACAGGUCAACAUUAUGUGAUACCGCAGAACUACAAUUCUCUAUUGAGGUUUGGAUUGUUGGAGAAAAGUUUGGUGAAGGAAUUGGUAGGACAAGGAGAGAAGCACAGCGCCAAGCUGCAGAAAUGUCUUUAAGAAACUUGGCCAAUAAAUACUUGUCAUCUGAUCCAAAUAAGUUGACUGAUAUGAAACAAGAUGCUUUCGGUAGCAACAGAAACAUCUUUGGUUACUCUGGAAAUACUAGGGAUGAUAUGUUGCCACUUUCAAGUACUUCUGAGGAAUCUCGCUUUAUGAAAAUGGAGGAGAACAAUUCCAGGAAAACAGGAGAUUCUGUCACUGCUCUCAAGGAACUUUGCACAGUUGAGGGAUAUAACUUAGUUUUUCAAGCCUGUCCAUCUCCAGCAGAUGGUUUAGUUGGGAAAGAAUCUUAUGCUCAGGUACAAAUUGGUAGGCAAAUUCUAGGCAAAGGAGUUGGGUUAACAUGGGAAGAGGCCAAGCUCCAGGCUGCUGAUGAGGCUCUUGGAACUUUAAGAUCCAUGCUAGGUCAACUUGGUCAUAGACGAUCUGGCUCUCCAAGGUCAUUGGCACCGAAUUUUAACAAGCGGUUCAAGCCAGAUUUUCCAAGGACCGUGCAAAGAGUUCCUUAUGGAACAUAUUCUAGAAUCGAAGGCCAUGCUCCUUAGAUGCCUGCAUGAAUGAUGUGCCUGGGCACUACAUUUUGAAAGUGGACGAAGCUUUGAACUGUGAGGUCUCCACAAAUUGAAUACAAGCCCUGGAUUCUUGGCUUCUUGUGGGCUUCCAAGGCUCUCACAGGCCACCACUGGCCAUGAGAGUACCGACGAAUAUAUUUAUGGAAGGGCCAAGAAACUGUGAAGUAUGAAUGGUGGCCAUGACUUCAUACAGAAUUUCACUGCCGUUGACCAGUCGCCAGUGUUACCCCAUGCUGUCAACUUGGCAUAAUUGUUGACCUGGAAGUUUUAUGGUUGAACCAGGGAUUGAUGCAGGCUUGCGGCUCCAUUUCAUUUCUGGGUGUAUGCCAGGAAUCCAUGGAUCAAAGGGCAGCGCUGUAGUUGGACACUUUUUUUUCCCGUGCUCUGGUUCAGUUGAAAGUUGGACCCCAGUAGGUUGGAGCCUUAGCAUGUAGCCAGUUUUAUUAGUGCUAAGUUUUUAGGCAAGUUAUAAGUUAUAGCACAGAAUUGAGUACUUGACAGUGUUACCGUUACAUUGUUUAUGUAGUCAUCUUCAUUAGCAGCCUAGGCAGGCAACAUGAAUCCAGUAGCUGACAGCAUUCAUUUACUAUAUAUAUAAUUAUAGUAUGUUGUAGUCAUCUUGUAAUAGAAUAUGCCCCCGUUUCUUGGG
Molecule: messenger RNA, 3936 nt
Organism: Zea mays
Lineage: Eukaryota; Viridiplantae; Streptophyta; Magnoliopsida; Poales; Poaceae
Product: RNA polymerase II C-terminal domain phosphatase-like 1
Exons: 16
Coding region: 456-3260 (934 amino acids)
Molecular function (GO): RNA polymerase II CTD heptapeptide repeat phosphatase activity
Source: RefSeq, marked validated